Vanderwaltozyma polyspora DSM 70294 is the source of this 684-nucleotide messenger RNA. RefSeq lists its product as uncharacterized. The transcript has a single exon. Lineage: Eukaryota; Fungi; Ascomycota; Saccharomycetes; Saccharomycetales; Saccharomycetaceae. The record is from RefSeq and is a predicted model, not a curated record. The coding region runs from base 1 to 684 and encodes 227 amino acids.
AUGGGAAAGGAGGAGUAUUCAAUAAGUUAUGGUUAUAACAGUUCUAAACCAAGUGUUUUAACACCACUGGUUUGCUCAUUUUGUUGCUUGGUUUAUGUUAUUGGAUUGAAUUUAUUUAAUUAUAUUGUAUGGUUUCAAGAGUUUGGCACUGGCAUCUCUAAUCCAGCAUUCAGAGACUUCCCAUAUUAUGAUGUAAUGAACAUAAUUACUGCAUUCUUUUGGUUUUUUUUGAGACAUAGAGAAGUCCAAAUGCCAAUGCUCUUCGCCUGGAUGAGUACUUUUAUCAAUGGAGAAUUUAGAACGGCAUUAUCAAUAUUUAAAGUUUAUGAAUCAUUGCUGUCUGAAGAGGAAUACACUGAUGAAUAUUGGAAAAAUCUAGAAAUGUAUAUGAUUCAGGAUAUGUUAUUGUUGCUACUGAAAAUUGCAAUAUUUGUCAUAUUCGUGUUUUUUCCAAAGUGUUAUAAAAGUAAUGACAUAGAAACUAAUAAAUCCUAUUUGGACAGUGGUCUAACUUCUAAAGUAGAAAGAAUGUACUUUACCAAGUGGGGGGCCGAUUUCGUUGCAACAUGUUUAGUCUGGUUUGACUUUAUGAUUGUUGUAUACGGAAAUUUUGAAUGGCCAAUAAUAAUUGCAUUUGGAUUCAUCUGGUAUAGAUGGAUAAGAGAAUGCAUUGAAAAUAAUUAA